Messenger RNA from Arabis nemorensis, 867 nucleotides. NCBI's taxonomy places the organism in Eukaryota, Viridiplantae, Streptophyta, Magnoliopsida, Brassicales, Brassicaceae. The record is from the annotation of a GenBank genome assembly.
AUGACCGGUAAGGAAAUUCUCCACAAGAUGAAGGAAUCCGUCAAGGAGAAAGUUGGGCUUGGUGCAUCUGCUUCAGCAGAUUCAGGGAAAGGGAAGAGCAAGAUGUCGAAGCAGAUCACACAUGGUUUCCACUUGGUGAAAGGGAAAGCUUUUCAUGAGAUGGAGGAUUAUGUGGUUGCCAAAUUCAAGGAAGUUGAUGACAAUGAGCUUGGUCUCUUUGCUAUCUUUGACGGCCAUCUUAGCCACGAGAUUCCUGACUACUUAUGCUCGCAUUUGUUCGAGAACAUCUUGAAAGAGCCGAAUUUCUGGCAAGAGCCCGAGACAGCUAUAAAGAAAGCUUAUUAUAUAACUGAUAUGACGAUUCUAGACAAGGCAGCUGAUUUGGGGAAAGGUGGUUCGACUGCUGUGACUGCGAUAUUGAUCAAUUGUCAGAAGUUGGUGGUUGCUAAUGUUGGUGACUCUCGAGCUGUUCUUUGCAAAGAUGGUGUUGCGAAGCAGCUCUCAAUUGAUCAUGAGCCAAACAUGGAGAAAGAUGAAAUCGAGAACAGAGGCGGAUUCGUUUCAAACUUUCCUGGGGAUGUUCCUCGAGUUGAUGGUCAACUGGCUGUGGCAAGGGCAUUUGGUGAUAAGAGUUUAAAGAUGCAUUUGAGUUCAGAACCAUAUGUUACUGUGGAGAUAAUUGGUGAUGAUGCAGACUUUCUUAUCCUAGCAAGUGAUGGACUGUGGAAGGUUAUGUCAAAUCAAGAAGCCGUUGACUCGAUCAAGGGAAUAAAAGAUGCGAAGUCUGCAGCAAAGCACCUCGCAGAGGAGGCUGUUACAAGGAAAAGUUCAGACGAUAUCUCAGUCGUCGUCGUGAAAUUUCAGUGA